CACCUUUUAAUCUUUAAUUCGAACGCCUCCUCGAGACAAUCGGCAUACCUGAAAUAUACCUACGUCGUAAAGAAGAUGCCAAGUACUAGUUCUCAAAAAAGAACUCAGUUUUCUAGUUGCGAUGCUUGCCGUCGCUCACGAGUUGCUUGCGACGCCUCAAAACGGGGUUAUCAACCAGGUAAAGUGAAUUGGGCGGGUUCAUGUUCGAGGUGCGCUCUUAGAAGACGACCAUGUACAUUUGAGUGGAUUAAGGCUGCGAAGAGGAAUCCUUUAAACCCAUACAGAGAAGCGCCAUCUCAUUCUUCUUCAACUGAAACGGAUCCUACCAUUUCCCAUGAAUCACAUGGUCAGGCGGUCUUCAUCUCUACAGACGAACAGAGUUUCGAUCAAGCCAUUACCCAAAAUUCCCAGGGUGGUACUAAUGCCAAUCCCUAUGAUCAAUAUGACACGGACCAUAUCACGCCACUGGACGAGUCAAGCGCACACUUAAUUGAACCCCUCGGCCUACAAGCAGAGUCGGUAGACAUCUUGCUAACAUCUUGGUGUGACCAAAUCUUUCUCAAUGGGUUUGAAACCUCUUUUGGUCUCAUAGCUGGUAGAAAUGGCUGUCCAUUCGUGAAUAAUCCGACGAGUGAAGUUUGCAUUCCUCCAACAGAGCUUUUUAGGAAGCUCGACGCUGACAUGGACGACGCGCCUGAUCGCCAGAAUUCCAAUCCCGGGCUUGAGGCACAGAGACAACAACAGGAAAAGGACUUUCAAAUCGAUCAGUCCCUAAAACAUAUGAUUCGGUCUUUUACAGCAUAUUGGCUCCCGCUGGUAUCGAGUAGAAAUCACUUUACAACGAGCCAAAUCGAAGAAUUCACACGGGAAAGUUGGCGUAUAGCAAGAAAAGAUAUGCUAAAAGUUGUCAACCGCAUAUCGUAUCGAUCUGCCCUCACGUUGUAUCUUUUUGCUCAGACCCCCAUACCUGUAGGAAUCUCCGAGGAUGAAGAGCUGGACGGUAUCAGCGGAUUAGUAUGUAUCCAAACCGCUCUACUGCAAAUACAGCGGCUCAGGGAGCGACAACGAAGCCAUCAAUUCCACGCAUCAGAGGUGUCAGCUUGGACUGAUAUAUUAGCUAGCUCAUCUAAUCUCACUUUUACGGAAGCAUACCUGGACUUUGAGAGCCGGGCUUAUUGGGCAGCGGUGGUUUGGGACACAUCAAACUCCUUGACCUUGAAUCUUAGAACAUCGUUAACAUCCGGACUGAAUGGAGCAUGUUCGGAGCCUGCGUGGCGCCUAGUUAGGACGUUCUUACUGGGGUCUUGCCAUACCAGAACGGAUCACUGGCGUAGCAGUGGCUUUGAUAUUUCCGACGACAUAGCUUCUCAGAUUAUUGCUGCGGCGGCUAUCAGUAUGCUAUAUAUCUGGAAGAAUAUCACAUCAUUGAAGGAAGCACUGAGAGAAGGAGUAGAGGAAGAAACAGUUUCGUUUGUAUGGAAUGCAUUUAUAGAUGCUUCUAACAUCUUCAAAACUUCAAUUCGCCCCUUACUCAAUAGCCUUGAGAGGCGGCUUCACUUCUUGAGCCAAUUGAGCCGACUGGCCUGGUAUGAGGUCAAUCUACAGUAUAAUUUGGGUAUAUUGAUACUCUGCAAUUCACUUGUUUUGGCGGAUCGAUCAGAUCUUUUAUCACAAAUAACCGAACUAAGACGCGAUGCCGAACACGAAUCCUUCAAUAAUCUUAAGUUUGGCUUAGAUAACACCUAUACUAUAUCCCGACAUAGUCAUGAAUUGGACAUGGCGAGCCCUAGUAGGGAUAAUUUCCCCGAAGAUCAAAUAGCAGUGUCGCUUAUAGCUCUUGAUCCGUACCCUAAUCGCGUUAUUGACUCUGUGCUGCUGAUGAGCAAAGUCAUCAGCAGUGAGUACCGACAAGGCAAGAUGAAGCAUGAAAACUACUCUUAUCUUUCGUCGAUAUUGUCCAAAACCCUAGAAGAGUUACCUCGGAAUGCCAAGACUGUUCAAGCUGCUAAAGAGAAUUUAAAACAGUCAUUUCACAAGAUUGAUGAGGCAGCUGAGGCGUAACAGUCUUAUUAUCAUACACAUAGGUAGCACUGAAGUAAAUAUCUAUCAGGUAACAUUAAAAUUUCAACAACUUAUAUACAGUGGUUAUAUAUAGCAACUUGAGUUACUAAAUGCUGCUUUAUGGCAGUUGGUUUUCUGCAGCUAGUUAUAUUACCAAAGUGUC
This is a messenger RNA of Daldinia loculata, 2224 nucleotides long. RefSeq lists its product as uncharacterized. Gene Ontology annotation, biological process: regulation of DNA-templated transcription. The record is from RefSeq and is a predicted model, not a curated record. Gene Ontology annotation, molecular function: DNA-binding transcription factor activity, RNA polymerase II-specific; zinc ion binding. The coding region runs from base 76 to 2061 and encodes 661 amino acids. NCBI's taxonomy places the organism in Eukaryota, Fungi, Ascomycota, Sordariomycetes, Xylariales, Hypoxylaceae. The transcript has 3 exons.